Dichomitus squalens LYAD-421 SS1 is the source of this 510-nucleotide messenger RNA. RefSeq lists its product as uncharacterized. The record is from RefSeq and is a predicted model, not a curated record. Lineage: Eukaryota; Fungi; Basidiomycota; Agaricomycetes; Polyporales; Polyporaceae. The transcript is spliced from 4 exons. The coding region runs from base 1 to 510 and encodes 169 amino acids.
AUGCGACACUACUCGUUCCUCCGAGUCUUAUUCCUCGCCAGCAUCGCCGCUGCUGGCGCACUCGCAGUCGCCGCGCAAACCGCAGAGCCCUCGCCCGAGUUUCAAUCUAUUUUCGUAGGGCAGCUGGUAAACGAGCCCUACACGAACACUACGGGCCCGUUCGGCUUCCGCGUGCACGCACCCGUCAGCGGAGGGAACCUCACGGACGCAACGACAAACGAGGUCGUCGCGACCCUCCUCCCGACAACAGACACAGGUAUCAUCACCGAGGAAGUACUAUUGUUCCCUUUGUGGGUCCUGCCGUAUAUCUGGAAGGAGGACGGAAGGCUCGCCUCGAUGACUGUUAAGGGCGUCGGAAACACAACCACCGACACUUACUGCUACGUGCACGUUGAGACAGACUCGCCGACAUACUCGUGGAUGAACCGCAACUUCUUUAUCAUGAAGAUCGUCGCCACGGCGGAUCCAUUGCUGCACGUGUUUACUAUGUAUGGGAUAUCCAACCUGUAG